Molecule: messenger RNA, 2853 nt
Organism: Paralichthys olivaceus (Japanese flounder)
Lineage: Eukaryota; Metazoa; Chordata; Actinopteri; Pleuronectiformes; Paralichthyidae
Gene: slc60a1a
Product: major facilitator superfamily domain containing 4Aa
Source: RefSeq, a predicted model, not a curated record
UGCAGCUCCUCUCAGGACCGACAUGAAGCUGCUGGACGAGCGCAUCUGCUCGCUGUUUAAACGUCACUGGAGGCACACUCUCACCUACUGGAGCGUGUUCUUCAGCUUCGGCCUGUGCAUCGCCUUCCUGGGACCCACGAUCCUGGACCUGAGGUGUCAGACCCAGUCCACCCUGCAGCAGAUCACCUGGGUCUUCUUCUCCCAGCAGUUCUUCCUGCUGGUGGGCGCCAGCGUGGGGGGACUCUUCAAGAAAACAUUGCUGUCCUCUCUGACCGCUCUCCUGUCCUGCACGCUCAUCAUCUCGUUCGUGUUUGCCAUCAUACCGCUAUGUCACCACGUGGUGCUGUUGGCCAUCACCAUGGCGUUUGCUGGCAAAGCCAUGGGGGUGAUUGACACCAUCGCCAACUGGCAGCUGGUGAAGCUGUAUGAGAAGGAUUCAGCCGUCUUCCUGCAGGCUUUGCAUUUCUUCAUAGGCCUGGGAGCACUUGUCAGUCCCCUGGUGGCUGAUCCGUUCCUGGCAGAUGACAACUGCGUUCUUGUGGCCAACCUGACCUCCAACUCUUCCUCAUCAUCGGACCUUCAGCACCUCCGCAACAGUCUCUCCGGCCAUGCAACGACACCGCACAACAUCUCCCAGUAUCCUCUGUACACUGAGGGUGUCGUCAUCACCAGGGUGUCCUAUGCUUUCUGGAUCAUGGCUCUUAUCAAUCUCCCUGUCCCUGCAGCAGUGCUCGCUCUCAUGUACCACGAGAGAUUGCUGCCGUGCUUCAACACCAGUCCACCGCUGCUGGAUAAGGACUCGCUAGCAAGAGUCCCCACCCAGGACAGUGGUGAAGAACACGUGCGUUGGUUUGGUUGCUGCAACCCUGCUAAACUCCGGGGACGCCCUGCUACUUUCUUCGUCAUACAUGCUCUGGGCGGAGCCAUCCUCUUCCUCACCGAUGGGAUCGUAGGCUCAUACGCUGGUUUCAUCUACACCUACGCCAUCUCCCCUCCUCUGCUGAUGGGUCAUAAGACUGCUGGCUGCCUGGACAGUGUAUUUUGGGCCUCCAUCACAGCAGGAAGACUGGUUUUCAUCUACCUGUCCUACAGAUUCACAGCACCCAAGCUGCUCACCUUCAGUCUGGUGGGAGUCAUACUGGUGCAGUGCCUGUUGAUGAUCUUCUACACAAGCUGUGUGUUUCUCUUCAUCGGUACUUGUUUGUUGGGACUGUGCAUUAGCAGCGUGUUUCCCUCCAUGCUUGCUUUUACAGAGGACAUAUUGGACUACAAAGGUUGUGCCACAACUGUCCUGGUGACCAGCGCCAGCACAGGAGAGAUGGUGCUGCAGCUGCUUGUAGGAUCGAUAAUCCACAGUCAUGGCAGCUACGCAUUCCUGUUGUGUGCUACAAUAUCCUCCUUCCUCAGCUUCUGCUUUUUCCUGCUGCUCAUCUAUGUCCAGUCCAUCUACAGAAACUGCAGCGCAGAAUCCUCUGCAAACAUGGACAUGACAGAGAAGCCACAGACGGCAGACUCGUGAUCUGAGGCUCCGUCAGGGACCAGGGGACACGGUGUGGACAACAAAGAGGGAGAAUCGUCUCAGGGAAACUGGCCUCCCCUCAUUUCUCCCUUGAGCCAGGACGCAGAGCUGCAUCCUGGCCUCCUCCAGCGGAACACUUUUUAAACUAAAGACAGAGACUUCUACUUUCAAGCCUGAUGAUCAAACAGCAGCUCUACGGAUGUGCAAUAGCUGAAUUCAUUUUUGGCACAAUCAUUUCUUGCAAUACAUUAUAACUCUGCUGCAGCUCGAUUCAAAAGACACUUUAAUGAUUAUUCACUUUUUCAGUGUGAAUGAAAUAAGAUUAAGAUUGAUUGUGGAGGUGAAUGUGUUCCUACUGUUAAAACAUGACUUGGGUCAGUAAGCAGCAGUGCUGUGGGUUCUUGGUGGUGGACCAGUUUGUUAUUAUAAUAAUGCAAUGUCAUAAUAAUGUAGUUUAUAACUUAUGUAAAUGUAAUGAUAUGAUCACAAAUUGAGUAUUGAUCUAUAUAAACUCCAGGUUGUGUCUGGAGUCUAAUAAGAUACAGAGAAACCUCAAAAACGCGCACGCACGCACACACACACACAGGGUAAUGACAGAAUGGAGUAAAUGUGGUCAGUUAGAGAUCUUUUAUUACUGGUCUCACGUAUCUCUUCCAUCAUAAACACUUCCUCUUAACGUGUCACACAUCAAUACGCCACUUAAGACAAGUAGCUUGUAAACAUUUGAAAAAAGCUUCAAACAAAUAGAGAACUGGACAAAACAAAGCGGGAACAAUGUCAUUUCUUUUUUUUAAAACAAGAUUUUACAAUUCAAGAUAAGCUGAAGGAAAAACACCAUCAGAAAAUACAAACGAACAAAUACGCUGAUGACACAUCUUGAUGGGGGAAAGUUUUAAAUGGGCUUCAGGGUUAUUUUCCCUCAAUUGUUUAGUUCUUAUUGCAAAAGUGUAAUAUAAGCGACCAAAUCUUUGGGCUCAAAUAUAAAUUCAAAUAAAUAAAUAUUGUGUGGUACUGCCAAAUUACAAUGAAGGUGAGGUAAACUACAUCAUAUGUGCUGUAGAAGAUUAGAUUGAACUCUUGUUUUGUGGUAUAAAAUCUUAAGUGCAUAAAUGUAUCCUCCCUUUGGGAAUAUAUACAUUUUUCAAUAAGCAAACGUUAACAUGUCAUCAAAUCUGAGUCAUAGAAAAGCCACAGAAUCCAAUACUACAGGAACCCCUACAUUUUUAAGUGCAAACGUUUCAUCACAACAUCUGCAUGUACAAUAUCAACACUAUAUCAAAACACUUCACAUAUAAAAACAUAGAUUUAGAUAUCUCCCCAUAAGGCUUUGAUUU